AUGGCGACACCCACUAAUGGCAACGGUAAUCUCAUCGAUGAAUUUGAAGAAGCAUUUCAGGUACAAAAUAUAUAUAUAUAUAUUUUUUUAAAUAUUUCUGUAAAACGAGAUUUUAGAGAUUACAAAUUUGCUUUUUUUAUGAUUCUUUUCUAAAUAUAAAAUACAUUUUACAGCAAUGUUUAAGUAUAUUGAUAACGAAAGACGAAGGGUUAGGAAACAAUGGAAUUGGAGUGUCUGGUGGUUUGACUGUGGAUAAAGAAGAAGCACGUAGUGAAGUUGAACAAGUCACGCUGAGGUUUAUAGAUCUAGCAAGACAGAUGGAAGCUUUCUUUCUACAGAAACGAUUUUUGUUAUCUGCGUUAAAACCAGAAUUAGUAGUAAAAGAAGAUAUCAAUGAUCUUAGAGUAGAAUUAGCGCGUAAAGAAGAUCUCAUAAAAAGGCAUUAUGAUAAAAUUACAGUAUGGCAGAAUUUAUUAGCAGAUUUACAAGGUUGGGCAAAGUCACCAGCUCAAGGUCCAGCGCCCAAUGGUUUGCCAAAUGGUACUCAAAGUGGACAAAACCAACAAAGUGCCAAUGGAGGUGGAAAUGCAACAAUGCAACAACAACAGCAAAUAUUACAUCAGCAACAAAUACAACAGCAACAACAGCAGUUGCAACAUCUACAACAACAUCAAAUGCAACAACAACAACUUCAUCAGCAACAGAAUAUAUGUGAUGUGAAAUUGCAGGUGCAGCAAGGAUCUGGUGCACCUCCUACAUCAGGUCUUCAAGGAGUUGGAGUUUCAGUUGGACAACAAGGAAUGUUUAUGACACAAGGAGGAGUAGGCGUGACUGGCACACGGGGUGGAUUUCCCGUUGCAGGUGUAGGAAGUAGUGCCCUCCAGGGUCCUCUCGCUUUCCUGGAAAAGACAACGAGCAAUAUAGGAAUGCCCGAAAGGCGGAGUUGA
Messenger RNA from Heterotrigona itama, 947 nucleotides. NCBI's taxonomy places the organism in Eukaryota, Metazoa, Arthropoda, Insecta, Hymenoptera, Apidae. The record is from the annotation of a GenBank genome assembly.